GUGUGGAUGUCGGUCGCUUUCGUGCGUGCUUUUGUUUCGCUUCUCUCCCAUCCGCCGUUGUAAUACGCGGUGGAUUUUCUAUUGUUAUCGAAGUGAGCUUUUUAUGUGCAUGUGUUUUUCUUUUGCAACAACAAUCAAAUGGUUUUCCAUUCGGAUCAGCUGCUUGCCUAGUGGAAUAGUGCAAUCGUUCGUUGGUGUUUGAAAUGUGCGAUGGUUUUUUUGUUCGUCAACCACAGCCCAGCUUCGCCUAUUUCUCAAAAGGUACCUCAAAUGUACGAAAAUCAUGUGAAAAGUGUGAAUGUGCAGUGAAAAGAAGCCAUUUGGCUAAGGUUUCACAAGUGGAAAUAAAAGAUCAUUAGUAAAAUCAUAAAAUUUCCAAGCCAGAUUCAAGUGCAAGCAAGCGCAGCGAGAAUAUUGAACAUUCGGCACGCGUAAAAAUCAAUAAUAACGUAGGGCAAGCGAAAGCCAUCGAAAAGCUUGGAUGGAAAACGAAGUGUUUACCGGAAAUGUGCCGAUAGAAAAAUUGAGUUUUUUUCGUACGAAAUCAUGAGUUGUUGUUCCUCAGGUUCUAAGCUACCUUUCGUUAUUCCCUUAGGUAGAAUAUAAGGCAAACUCCACAAGAAGCUAUCGAGCUAACGAUCUAAUGGCAGUCGAAUGGUAAAACAAAUGAAUGCGUUGUACAUGAAGGGACAUAUUGGUUGUUUUGUGUGUCCCUUGCUUGUUAAUCUCACCCUUCUAUUUACAACGCAUACUGUUUGUGGACGCGCAAGAAGCUCAUACCAAAAAAACCAUUACCAGAAAAUGCAAAUCGUUUCCCGCAACCAUGUGCUGCAUUUUUGUUCAAUUUGUUACUGCAAAAAAAAAGAAUUGUUUGCGAAUGGGGUGAGUUCUGCAAUGUUUAUCGUAAGCUUGCCCGUGCAUAAAACCCUUACUUGCAUCUUUCGGAUGCUGAACGUGUAAUGGAACAGGUUUUUGAUGGAUAGGUGAUUGAGUUUUGCUUUUUUUACCUCCUACCUGUAUCUGCCGUGUAAUUUAUUCCUUUUUCCUGUGUUUCGGACACUACACUACCUUGAGUAUUAGAUGCUGGAUUCUAUAUUGUUCCAGAACUUUUAUUCCAUUUUGUGUUUUAUACAUGUAUCGUGUUUGAUAUAUACAAUCAUCCAUACAGAAAAAACCGUAAAAAAAAUUUCUAUGCCAACUCGAUGAUGCGUUCCGAACCGGUAAUAUGGUACAGCAUGUGUUAGGAAAAUGUUAAAAGCAAUUUUAUGUUGUCAGUAGAGAUAAAUUCAAGCCAGUAGGAUUACAACAACCGUCUCUACGCGAGGUGAACGAAUUCAGUGUGUCUGCAGGCCUAGUGAGUCUGUUUGCAGCAUUUCUAGCAUUUUGGUGUUCAAAUUUAAAAGCUUUCUCAUUAAAGUAACCGAAGGUUUUCGUGUUUUGUGAUUAGUUUUGAAGUUUCAUUUUGCUGCUGCUUCUGCUGAAAAAAGAGAGAAUAUUCAUCAAUUCGAUCGCUCGUGUACGUGUGUGUGUGUGUAGGUGCGUGUCAAGAAAACUGUGAAUUUUGUUUUAAAAAAAGUAUAAAUCCCCAGUCGGUAAAACGUGUGUUACAAAAUUGGAGGAACUUUCGGUGUUCCAAACCCAAAAAACCGGAAGUUGAUGCGCAGCACCAGCAGAAACCGCCAGUCGUGUACCGGAAAAGUGUCAGCGCCUUAAUUCAACCACAACUGCCAGAAGGAUUCCAUCGUUGUAGAAGUAACAGAAAUCAACGUGAAGCAUAGAUUGCAUGUUUGCAACUCAUAGCCGUAUAGUGAGAAGACCAACUAUCCUCUAGAUCACUUACCAGGCAACGUGUCACUGUUGAACCAAACAGUUGGCAAAUACCUUCGCCGAAAGGAUAGCGUGUAUAAGCAACACCAACAUUGCAGAAGCCUGCUAGAAUCAAUUUCUGUUCCGACCAUUCAAGGAAGUUUCACAAAAACGGCAACAUGCCAGACGAAGAUAAGGAAUCCUCUGUACGGGUGGCCGUCAGAAUUCGUCCACAGAUACCGCGUGAGCUAAUCGAUAUGUGCCGGGUGUGCACGCAGGUCACGCCUGGUGAGCCGCAAGUUUUGCUCGGAUCCGAUAAGGCCUUUACCUUCGACUAUGUGUUCGAUAUGAGUACGACGCAGGUCUCGGUGUAUAAUAACUGUAUUGAAAAGCUGGUAGAUGGUGCUCUCCAAGGCUAUAAUGCUACAGUGUUAGCAUAUGGACAGACCGGAUCUGGUAAGACAUACACGAUGGGUACUGGGUUCGAACGAGCCGUGCCGGAAGCACAAGAAGGUAUCAUCCCGCGAGCCGUGCGACAUCUGUUCGAAGGUAUUGCACAGCUACAGCAAAAUCCGUACGACGAAAACGGGACGUAUCUUGGUACGGUGACGUUCAGCGUGGCCGCACAGUUUAUGGAGCUUUACAACGAGGAAAUUAUAGAUUUGCUCGAUCCUUACAAUAAAGGUGCACGUGUGUUUAAAAUUUUCGAAGAUUCAUCUGGCGGCAUUUCUGUAGCGGGUGCUACCAUUAAACCAUUGGCCGGUCCACAAGAAGCGCUUAACUGUUUGCAGCAGGGCGCGCUGGCACGUACCACGGCAUCCACGCAGAUGAAUGAACAGUCCUCGCGAAGUCAUGCACUGUUCACAAUUCUAAUUCGAAGGCAGCGUGUCAUGACAGCAGAACAGUGCGGUAAUGCGGAUGGUGAUACAGAGACGCUUACCUCCAAAUUUCAUUUCGUCGAUCUGGCUGGUUCGGAGCGACUGAAGCGUACGGGUGCCACGGGCGAGCGGGCUCGCGAAGGAAUCUCCAUUAACUGUGGUCUGUUGGCAUUGGGCAAUGUAAUAUCAGCGCUAGGCGAUAAAACUAAGAAGGUGUCCCAUGUGCCGUACCGCGAUUCGAAGUUGACCCGGUUAUUGCAGGAUUCGCUCGGAGGUAACAGUCAAACUAUAAUGAUUGCGUGCGUGUCGCCAAGUGAUAGAGAUUUUAUGGAGACGCUCAACACGCUGAAGUAUGCCAAUCGAGCGCGAAACAUUAAAAACAAAGUACAAAUUAAUCAAGAUCAGAGCUCUCGAACCAUAUCUUUGUUGCGGCGUGAAAUUGCCAAUCUACAGCUCGAGAUUCUCGAAUACAAGCAGGGCAAACGUAGUAUCGAUGCUGAUGGUAAUAUAGCGAUAUCGGAUGCGUCGAUUGAGAAUGAGAUGCUUACGCAAGACAACAAGCGAAUGCAACAACGGAUAAAGGCGAUGCAAGAAACAAUAAACGCGCUCACAGAAAAGAACGCAGCGUUGCAGGCACAGCAAACAAUUUCUUCGUUGAACAAGGCUUCGGCAGGCGGUGACGGUUCUGACCCUUCAAGCACGACAAAUGAUUCUAGUCUGAUCUCCACAACAGGUGGCAAUGAAUCAGCGAUACAGGAACUGAUUGUUGGCUAUAUAAGUGAGAUCGAAAAGCUAAAGGCUAAGUUAAUCGAAUCGGAACAAAUGUUCCAGCAGUUUAAAAAGGCAAAGAACUCACAGUCCAAGCUGGGCCUGAAAGCAUAUCCGUUUAUCGAAGAUAAUCCGGAAACGGUGAUCAAUCUGCUAAAGCACGAGAUGGAGAAGGAACGCGAAACGCUAAUGUCUCGAUCGUUACCGGGACUGGAAAAUGAAUCGAGCAGUUUGGAACAAAAUUCGGACAGUGAUUCGGAUACAGAAUCUGACGAUAAGGCUGAAGUGUUGCGUGCGGAAAUUUUUGACGUCAAUUCCGACAUUGAGCUGAAAGUACGCCUCAUUGAGCAGCUCGAAGAAUCUCAGCAGCGGUUGCAAAUAAUGCGCCAGCAGUACGAAAAGCAAUUUAAUUUAAUGAAGGAAAAAAUUUCCAAUACCGAACGCGAACGGGAUGAAGUACUUGCCACUAUAGGUAACGGCGGAAUGGGUGCUACGAACAAUAAGGGACAAAAUUCAACCAAUGAGUCUGCUAUUAAGCGUGUUAAGGAUGAUUACGAGCGAAAGCUAAACGAGAUGCGGCGCCAGCUGAAUCAUUUCCAAGCGACCAAUAAGGAGCAUCUGCGGCUGCAACGAAAUAUGCAAGCGCAGGAUGCAAAGAUCAAAACACUGCGGGGCGAGCUCGCGGAGCUGAAGCAGGUGAAGACGCGACUGAUGAAGAAAAUACAGGAGGAGAGCAACCGGCACAAGGAAAUGGAGAGCCGCAAGACGCGCGAAAUCGCGCAACUGCGAAAGGAAACCAGAAAGCAUAAGAACAUGAUAAAAUCCUUGCAGGCGCAGGGUGCUGCCAAGGAUCAGGUACUGAAGCGAAAGACUGAGGAGGUUUUCAAUCUACGAAAAUCGCAACGCGGUGUAAUGAGCUUAAAGGCAGCUGGACGUGUGCCGGCUACUGCUUCAAUAAAUAGCAUGCUGCAGGGUACAAAACGGUUCAAGAUGCGCUGGGAAGAGUUGCAGCGUACGAUCAUGCGUGCGGCUCGCUCACGACAAGCAAUACUCGAGCUGGAAAUGGAGCUAGAGCGCGUCAUGCAGGAGCGUGAUAUGCUUUGCCGUGAUUUAAAUAACCUGCGGCAGCGCAGAAAGGACAAUGCAGAAUCAACGCUGCACGAUCUAGUAUCGGAGGAAGACACAUUAAUUGCAAACAUGAACUAUUUGCACGAUACGAUUGAUGAGCUACAGAAAUCCAUCAUCCAGAUAGAGGACGGAAAGGAUUUGAGCACGGAGCACGCAAUGCUGCAAACACUGAUGGAUAACAUUGGUACCGUCGAGGAGGCCAAGUUUAUGUUGCAACGAGUAUGUAGCGUUACGAUCGGGCAUGUGUGUGAGGCGGGCGUGACACAAUCUAAGCUGCGCGAACGGGAUGCACUGCUUACGGAACUUCAGCGUGACACCAGUGUGCAGGAGCAGUUGCUGCAGUACAUUUUGACGCGAGCACCGGCAACAUCGACGUCGGAAACUAGCUUCAGCUCCGCGCAAUCGGCCAACUCGUACGUUAGCCAAUCGCAGUCCAAUUUGUUGGAAAAUGGUGAACCACAACCGUCCUCUUCGCAGUAUCGUUUGCCACACGUGGUUGAUUCUACGACGCGAAGCCCUUCACCAAGCAACAGCAAUACGAAUCUCGAUUCCAUCAUCACCUACAGGAACUCCUCGAAACAAAGACGAAACCCUGCCGUGGUGCCCUCGAUGGCUACCAUUCAGGAUUUGCUGUACGGCAGCAGCUCCGGCUACAUCGGUCCGGCCGGUGACGGUGUUGGCAUGCCGGAUAGGAAUAGCAAUGCCAGCACCGGUAUCGGUGGUGCCGAUGCUAGCAACGGAGUAAGCAGUGGCGGCAGCAAGCUUGAGAAAGUGGGUAUUUGUAUUUAUCUCGAGGAUUCCGCAGAUGAAGAUGACACGAAGCACCCGCCUUCUCUGCAGGACCGGCACGACAGGUCGGACGUUAUGACCCGCUCGUACACGAUACUGGACGGUGCGAUGGAUCCGGUCGCGGCUGCUAAUGCCGGUCUUCCAAUCGCUCCACCGCCGCCCGUGGCACCCGUGCCCGCCCGAACGUUUGUACCGCUUUCGCGUGUUCCAAGCGCACCCGGUUCGCUUAAAGGACUUCAACCGCACCAAGGGCUGUCGCGUCAGAACAGUACGGCAUCGCCGCUCCUUGCCAGAAAAUCAUUUGAAGCGAGUGCCGCACCACCGUCGCCAAGAAUCAGCCGGAGAACUUUCACCAGCAAAAUGUCUCCAGGAAUCGAGGACGCGAACGAUGUACCGACAUCACCACCAGUAUAUCGGCGUGGCGUCUCACGCGAGGAUAAUGGAGACGUAUUUUCACGCCUCGGAGCUGGAACGCAGGAUCCACAACCCGGAGGUAACAUCAAAGAGCUGAACGGAAGGUAUAAGGCUGGUUCUCCCCUUAUCUGUACCCAUGUGGUCGAAGGACACUCGAAUUCGGUGCUCUCAAUCAAGGUGAGCAAUCAGAUGCUCUUCACAGCGGCUGCCGAUCGGACGGUUAAGGUAUGGGAUUUGCGAGCGAAUGCUACUCCCCACUGUCUGACUGGUCAUCUCGGCCCGGUAGCAGCAGUUGAGUAUGAUCGCGUGAACAAUCUGCUCUUUUCGGCCUCGGGAGCGUUUGUUAAGGUGUGGGACCUGCGGAGUAGCAAUAUUCGUCCAAUAAUUACGCUAUGUUCCUCCGGCACGACUUUACCGGCGAAUGCAACACUGUCCGAUUUGGUACCGGGUGAAUGUUCCAUUACGGCACUAACAAUGGGAGCAUCCGGUAAACUUUACACGGCAGCUUCCGAUAAGGUCCGGUUCUGGGAUCUUCGUCAAUUCUCUUGCCUUGGUCGAUUGUCUGGCGGACAUCAGGCCGCCGUCAUGUGUCUGACUGCCUGGGAAGGCCCGAACAAUACCGAUCUGGUAGCGACAGGAUCGAAGGACCACUACGUGAAAGUGUUCGAGGUGAACUCGAGUGGAGGUGUUGUGCAGCCGCUGCUAAAUCUGGAACCACCACACUACGACGGUGUGCAGGCGUUGGCCGUUGCGAACGAUGCGAUCGGUGUCGAUGCGGAACUGUUUUCCGGGAGUCGCGAUUCCGGUAUCAAAAGGUGGGACCUGCGAAAUGGCGAGCUCAAGCAAUCGCUCAACAACGCACACAAAGGCUGGGUGUCCGGGAUGGCCAUCUACGGUGAUAUUUUGCUGUCUAGCUGUCGCGGUGGCGUUGUGCGCCUGUGGAAUAUUAAAACUUGCGACAGUUUGGCCGAAAUGAAAACGGAACAAUCGAUCAACGACAUCGUGACGAGCGAUAAUCGUGUAUUCACCGCUUCGAAUUCUGGUGAAGUACGGAUCUGGCGAUUUGUAACCACCGAUUGGGAUUCGCUGAAUGCAUCUUCCUCUGGUGCAGGAUCAGUCGGCGCCGGUAGCAAUGGUGGUGUUUGUGGUACUCUAACUGGUGGUACUGGUGGUGGUAGCGUUGGUACUAAAACAAAGCGUUAGCUGAAUUAAACCAGGAACAAUGAUACAUGUCGAUUCAAUGCAACACACUUCAAUAAUGUCUAAUGCCUGACUUUUAACAUUUAAACAUAAUAUCCGCCCUUAUGUCUAGCAUGUACCGUAUUAACUGUAGAUCGUAGGGCUAUUUCCAGUUCCUUAUGUGAUAGUUCAUGUUAGCGAAAGCUAAUUCCAAUGCGGCUAAUGAAAACAACUUCUUAGUGAUAGAAUAGGUGAAGAGAGUGCACACAUUUUGCACCGAAAGCUUAACCUUAAACGAUGCCAGGGAUUAGAGAAGACUUACAAUGUAGAGACUGUAUGUUUGCUUCAUCUGUGAAAGCCAACUAAUGAUCAACAAGCGUAGCUAAGUUAUGCAAAUAAACAAGUCACUCCUUCCUAACAGGAUCUUACCGAUUGACUCUAUAGUCGCAUGCCAUGAUUUUGCAAUUGUUGUGUCUAUGACUUACAGACCAUGUAAUUAAAUAUUACUUCACUUGACUUUAUCAUCAUAUAAUAAUUAUUUUUUCCUUAAUUAUAUGCAUAUUCACCUUAUGCUUUAUUAACAGUAAAAAUACACUUAAAGCAAACUAAGAAAUACUACUAGCAUGCAAUAAAGGAGAGAGAGAAUGUGGACGAAAAGUAGAUAGAAAUUCGUUGAAAAAAAUGAAAGAUUAGGAAUGGUUUGAAGCGAAAGUCUGAAAUACUUAGUAUGGAAAAGUGUGUUCCAGUUGAAAUGACAAGGGUUCUGCGGACAGUUUGAGUAUUCCUGUAGGUCGUCGGUUUCAUACACUGUGCCGUUGCUGGUUGGGCUGUGUAAAUGAUAGCUUAGCAUAGGCCUGGAGCUUGUACAUGUGUUACGAUAAGUUCACUGCUUUAUCAAGAUGUACGUUUGAACUGAUGCACGUUUCCCGUUUCUAUAUAUUCUUACUGAAAGGAUGUGGGCAAAAUUAUUCAUCUGGCUGAUGGCACUGGUGUGGACUCUACAGAUGGUAGUAUUCUUCUUCUGUCCCAUUAGCUGCCAGCCAAGAACAUAGGGCGAUUUCACUAUGGCACAUUAAAAGGAACGUGCAGUAGGUAGCACAUUCACUCCCCAACUGUGAGUUUCGGUCCUUGAGUGGGAAACCAAUCAAACAACAUUCCGUUCCAAUUGUGUUCUAUGAAAUUGUAAGCUCUGCCGCAUAUCCUGUAACUUGUGCGCUCAACUUGCGAUAUAAUUCGUUUGAUUUUGAUGGAAAAGUUCGCUUGUGGCGCGUUUCCUCCUCGAUUCGACGGCUAGGACCAAACGAGAGUAGCAUAUGACGCCAACGCACGGAAGCGAUGCCCGAAUCUGGCCGGUUGAUGUUCAAUCGACAGAGCAGUAUGCGCCAAAAUAUUAUGACCCAGUCGGCAGAGAACUCCAGAGUUCUUGGAGACGGCAGGGCAGCAUUACCAAUGACACGUAGUGGCUACAACUCAUCUUCCCAAGUAUCCUCCUCAACGGUGGUAUUCUCGUCAUCGUCAUCAUCCUCAUCGUCAUCUGCAACCAUGACAAACGCUUCCGUGCCUCCCUUAGCUACAGGUAGACCAUUAGUGCCCAUCAAUGCCGCGACCGGUUUGGCAUCGAUGUCAAACUCGUUGCGAAAUAGUAAGCUAUAUCGCAGCCUAAACCACAACUAUCUCAGUAUUCUGAAUCGCACAAAUCGAAGGUAGUGGUUCCUACUGGGGCUGUAUGGAUGGAUAUGCUAUUUUCAGUCGCUAAACACUAUCAAUAUUUUACUAUUCAUUCAUACCAUUUUGUUUUGCUGAUCGGACCCUGCAUUCGGAAAGCAAAAAGUAUACAUUCCCAGCAGGAUCUAGCUUGGCAGCUUGUUUUUUUGUUUUUGUGUAUAUAUACAUUAAAAGCAUCUCUCUGUAUACCUUCAGCUUUUGUUCCAUGGAUUAUACUGAAACAUUGAGCUUAGUCAACAAUAGUAAAACAUAGUAUUUUUACUUGGAGUGUAACUAUAUGUUUUUACAAACAAAACCCUUCAAAACGUCCGCUAUUCCUCCUUUACAUGACAUUUAAUUUGUGAAAGUUUUUU
Molecule: messenger RNA, 9040 nt
Organism: Anopheles funestus (African malaria mosquito)
Lineage: Eukaryota; Metazoa; Arthropoda; Insecta; Diptera; Culicidae
Gene: Klp31E
Product: kinesin-like protein KIF21A
Exons: 15
Coding region: 1986-6986 (1666 amino acids)
Biological process (GO): mitotic spindle organization; microtubule-based movement
Molecular function (GO): microtubule motor activity; ATP binding; microtubule binding
Source: RefSeq, a predicted model, not a curated record